AUGAUAGCACAGGGAGUGGUGUCGGCGCCGGUCUUCUCCUUCUACCUAAACCGAGACAUCGGCGGACAGACGGGCGGAGAACUGGUAUUUGGCGGCUCAGAUCGCGACCACUAUACCGGCAACUUUACGUACGUCCCGGUGACCCGACGGGGCUACUGGCAGUUCACUAUGGAUGGGUUGAGUGUAGGCACCGCUGCCCAAAGUGGCGGCCAGUAUUGCGUGAAUAGCUGUCAGGCCAUCGCAGACACCGGCACUUCGCUGAUCGUCGGUCCGUCCGAUGAAAUCGCGGCCAUUAAUCAGGCCAUCGGUGCCGUCGAUGAGGGAAACGGCGAGUAUUUGGUUGACUGCAGAACUCUGGACUCAUUGCCUGACAUUACGCUUACGAUCGGCGGUCAGGCGUUUCCGUUGAGCCCCUCAUCCUAUUUGUUACGACAGUCCGCACCCGACGGACGGACGCAGUGUUUGUCCGCUUUCACUGCCGGCGGUUCAGACCCGCUAUGGAUUUUGGGCGAUGUAUUUAUCGGCAGAUAUUAUACUGAAUUUGAUUUCGGUAAUAAUAGGCUGGGAUUUGCGCCAACCAAAUAA
Medioppia subpectinata is the source of this 585-nucleotide messenger RNA. The record is from the annotation of a GenBank genome assembly. Lineage: Eukaryota; Metazoa; Arthropoda; Arachnida; Sarcoptiformes; Oppiidae.